Molecule: messenger RNA, 600 nt
Organism: Exophiala spinifera
Lineage: Eukaryota; Fungi; Ascomycota; Eurotiomycetes; Chaetothyriales; Herpotrichiellaceae
Exons: 1
Coding region: 1-600 (199 amino acids)
Source: RefSeq, a predicted model, not a curated record
AUGUGUUAUUACAAGACUUACAUCUUUCUCGGCUGUGGCCAUGCUGUUAUCUCAAGCAAGCCGAUUGCAAACUCACGAUGUCCGAACAGCAAACACCCCACGAUGCAAGAAGCAGCAACACCGUCUCCGGAACUCUGUACAGAAAAGCUCAGUCACCCGCUUCGGACAAUAGCCAUCCAGAGCCUCUGCGAAGUUUGCCGGUGCGAGGGAGACGCCCGUGUCGAAUAUUUUCAAGGGCAUAUGGGCGAAGACAGCGAAAGACGGAUCAUAACGAGAUCUGCUGAGCGUAACGACCGGGGGUCGGAGAGAGGACGUAAACUCUUUCGAUCCACCACGGAUCUAGCCAUGAUGCUGGAGUCAGGCAGAUAUCCAUCCGCUGCUGGGAAGUGCAACAAUGGCACGGCCCCCGCGAUAUCGGGUCGGGCACAACAAGCAGUAGAGAAAACUUCAGAUCUGUUCAGAGGUGUGUUAGAGUGGAAGGAUGGAGGUUCUUAUAGCAGCGCUCCGAGUGAGCCUUCAAUGUCGAGUAUUGAGUCGCAAAGUUCUUCGCCACCAGCGAGAUUAUCUUUUGCGGGUCUUGCAAAUAGCUUUGAGAAUUAG